AUGAGUGAUAGAGGGCUGAAGGCAGCUACAUGUGGUGCUUUGUCUCCUGCAGGCUCCUGCUUCUGGGUGGCUGUCCUGGACGGCAAUGUGGUGGGGAUCGUGGCAGCGCGGGGCAAUGAGGAGGACAACACGGUGGAGCUGCGUCGCAUGUCUGUCGACUCCAACUACCGUGGCAAGGGGAUUGCCAAGGCCCUGGGCCGCAAGGUGCUGGAGUUUGCCAUGCUCAACAACUACUCCUCUGUCGUACUGGGGACCACAGCUGUGAAGAUGGCGGCCCACAAGCUCUACGAGUCCUUGGGCUUCAAGCACGUGGGUGUGGUUGAACAUUACGCGCUCCCAGGGAUGACGCACUCCUUGCUGGAGAGAAUGUUCUUCCAGCUUCGCUACCACCGCUACCGCCUGCAGCUCCGUGAAGAAUAAAACCCAACCACCGAGCAAAAAAAGCUAUUUUUCUCCUUUCCCCCCUACCAAAAAAAAAAAAAAAAAGAAAAAAAUAAUAAAUUACCCUUCUCUUUCUUGUCACCGUUUAUUUGCCAAUUUUGUCUCCCCUCUUGCUCCCUCAUCUCAUCCUGGCUUGCUCCGUGCAGCCUGGUGGCCCAGCCUUGCGUGCUGGAUGCAGUAGGGCUGGAAGCCAGCAUCCUGCAGCCCAGCCUCCUAGGGACCGACAGAAAGCACAGAACCUUCCCUGCAACGUCACACCGCCACUCUGGUGCGCCCAGUGUUCUCCUUUUCCAAGUGUAAGAUAACAUAGCGAUGCAUACAUCAUAGUGCAGAGAAAAUUACUUGAAUGCAGUUUUCAGUAUUUCACACACCAGUAAGUAUAGAAUAUGCAUCCAUCUUACCUUUAUUUACUGGUUAAUAGUUUCCAAGGAAAAUGUGGGGGGCAGCCCCCAGCCCAACCCGCUUGCUGCAAUGCAUGAAGAGGAAGCGUGUGCACGCACUCCAACACAUCGCACUGCCACCACGGCACUGAUGUUGCACUUUUUUUGGAUGUGCCUCAUCCUGCCAAAUGUCUGAGAGCCCCUCGGCGUGUCAGAACCACCACAGCUCCAUCCUCAUCUCCUUCCUAAGCCAGCAACCAGACUCGAUCCGUCCGAACUCUGAGCCCCGAUGUAACAUAGCCGAAGUGAAGAUCAGCCCCAUCUAUCUCCUGCGCUACUGUCGCCACGUGUGACCUGCAGUCCUGGGCCAGGCUCCGCAUGUGACUUUCUCUUUGCUGCCUUUUGGGGUGGGUGUUCUUUUUGUUUGGUUGGUUGGUUUGAUUUUAUUAUUUUUAAUUUUUGUUGUUGUUCAUUUUUAGUUCUGGCUUUUGCUGAAUGGUGUCGUUGAGGCAUAAUGGAGGCUGCAGUUCCUAUGGUAACACAUUUGCACAUUAAUGUGCGCACCAACUCCGAGCACUUCAGAGAAGCAAUGUGACAGAUAAUAGCAUUUUGGGGAGCUCUGGGGGGUGGGGGGCACAUACUUAUUAUCUUAACCAGCUGCUUGUUUGAUCCAUGUAGAUGGCCUCACUGCAGCCUGCCAUAAAAGAUAAUUAACCGCUUUAAUGAUGUCAGAUUUGUGAAUUGUACAAUGCAAAAAGCAAUGCAAAGCAGAUUCGGCAUGUGUCUGUACCCAAUAUGUAUGUACAGUGCCUGCCAACUAAGAGUAACCAAGGUUACAGCUUCUCCUAGCCUGAAAUAUCAACUUUUAUAACUUAUUUAAACAAAUAGCAACUUUGCAUGAAUUAUGUCUUGGGGGAGAGGGAAAAGAAAAGUUGCGUAGAUUUUACUUUUAAAACGUGGCAUCAGAAAUAUAAAAAGAAACACUUCUGGCUGCACUUAAUUUGGGGUGGGUGGAGGGGUUUCAGCUAUGUUAAUACAUUCAAAAGGAAAAGCCCUUUCACUUAGUUCCUGGCGGGAAAGAAGUAGUUGCUAUUUCACCAAGUAUGAGUUUAGGGGGGGAAGAUGUUCACAAUCAACUCGGAGAGAGGAUAGGGGACGUAUCAACAGCUCUGAAAGCAUCUCGGUGUGCGGGAGGGGCAGUGGGCAGGGAGGUGCGGGGUCCCAUCCCUGGGCAGGACAGCACCAGGGCAGCCCCUUCCCCAUAUGUGGUGCCAGCAAUAAGGGGGGAAGGGGCAGAGGAGGGAUGCUGUAGCGUGAGGUUAAUUAACGCCAUUUCUGUAUGGGGCACUCUAUUUUUAAGUCUUACUAUGCUGUACAUUUCUCCUGAAGCUGAAAUAAUGUACUGUUGGUUGGGGGGUUUUGUAUAGUGUACAGAAAUGGGCAGAAUAUUUUCUUGCUGCUUUCAGUGAUUUAUUAACCUAAGGAAAAUAGACAACUAUAAAGUAUUAGUGAAAGGGAAAGGAAAAAAAAAACACAAAACAGUUUGUGCCUUUUUUAGUUUAUUUUUCUGUUGCUGUAUAAUCACUGCACUAAAAUCUUUCCAGAGGGGAAAAAAACCAACACACAUCUAGUCUCUUAAUAAGGGAGGAAUAUGUAAAGCCUAAACUGAGCAUUAGUUUUUUUUUUUUUUAUUGGAGUACUUAAUUGAAAGAAUGUCGCUGGUUUUAUUUCAUACCUGUGCCUUUGUAAUGGAACCAUCACAUCGUCCUAUCAGAAAAGCCAGACCCAGAAUCAACUGCACCAGAUCCCACAGACACAGAAGUACCAUCAGCCUACUGGGAUUGCUUUUAAGAUGAGCAAACUGAAGCCGGUGAUGGCAGAACCUGCUGGUGAUACAUGCUGGGUGCUGGGGAUGUGCCGAAUCUUUGCCACUUGGCCACCAGUUGGCUAGCAAAGUUUGUCCCGUAACGCUCUCGUGCGUUGCUCCGUGACCUGUGGCUUUUUAGAAGAAAUCCAUCCCUUGCUCCCCGUGCCAUCCAUCCUGGGCAGCUGGGACGGAGGGGCUGGCUGUCAAGCAUGCUGCUUUGUGUUUGCCAAAGAAGAUGGACAGGGCUCAUGGGUGCGAUGCUGCUGGUGCUGCCCUGGCUGGGCUGUAUUUCACUGGACAGCUCUUAGGUGCCAGUGUGACAUCCACGGUGCAACAGUAGGAAGGAACGACCCCAGAGUGAUGUUUAGAUGCUGACCUGGCUGAUCCAUCAUACGCUGUGCCCCACUCAGGGUGCACCCAUUCAAAUGGUGCCAUGUGGAGGAGAAGUCAGAGCCUGCAGCUCUCUGCAUGUGCUCCCAGAAGCGGCCCUGUAGCCCCAGUAGUAAGCUCCUUGCUCCUCCUGCAUGAUGCAGUCCUGCAGCAGGACCAGUCCUGUGUUCUUUUCCUUGGCUCAGGCAUCAUUUUUCUGCUCCCAGUUCAGCGUCAGGCACGGAACAACACAGAGUUCUGGGCUUGUUCCUGGCUAGAAGAUCUGGACCAACUGCCUGGACUCCUUGAAAACCUAAUUGUCAUCUAAUCCCAACAGCAACUCUCAGCAGAGGUUGCUCCUGACUAAUGGUGGUUUCUGCCCAAGCACAUCUAUAGCAGGAGCAGAGGAGGGGCAGUACAUCCCUUGUAAAGCUUGGCUUGGAGUUCAGCCUUGCUUGGUGAAUAUGAAAGCUACUGAAACCACUUCAGGGCCAGGCAAAGCAGCUGGAUAACUGCAGGGAUGUCCUCCUGCUGAGCUAGGCACCUGCACUUUGCUGUUCCGUGGGUUGCAUCUGCCGCGCUCGCAUUGCAUGGUGACGCUGUCAUCCUUUUAGCAUCAUGGCUGUUCUGCUCAUCCUCACACAGUGGGGUCUGCUCAUGUG
This is a messenger RNA of Meleagris gallopavo (turkey), 3719 nucleotides long. The record is from RefSeq and is a predicted model, not a curated record. Lineage: Eukaryota; Metazoa; Chordata; Aves; Galliformes; Phasianidae.